This is a messenger RNA of Asparagus officinalis (garden asparagus), 1821 nucleotides long. RefSeq names its product probable serine/threonine-protein kinase PBL21. The coding region runs from base 411 to 1556 and encodes 381 amino acids. Gene Ontology annotation, biological process: protein phosphorylation. The record is from RefSeq and is a predicted model, not a curated record. NCBI's taxonomy places the organism in Eukaryota, Viridiplantae, Streptophyta, Magnoliopsida, Asparagales, Asparagaceae. Gene Ontology annotation, molecular function: protein kinase activity; ATP binding. The transcript is spliced from 5 exons.
UCACGUCGCCUCAUUAAAGCUCGCAAGAAACUCGGAGAGAGAUUUUUAGAGAGAGAAAGUGGAUAGAUAGAUAGAUAUAAGAUAGAGAGAGAGAGCCACUGCUAAAUCCCGAGGAGAGAGAAAGUGAGAGAGGGAAUGUACGGAAUCAAGAAGUACCAUUACUCGAAGAAGAGGAAGAAGCGAAGGAGCAAGAGAGAAACAAAACAAGCAGCGAGCAGCUGUCGAUCGCGAGAAUGCUACAGAUUUAGAAAGCUUUCGACAUAUUCGCGGCUUCUAUAAACGGCAUUAAUCUAAUCGCUUUGCUGAUUUUAGGAAAGUAAUUUAGGUUUUGGGAGUGAAUUAAAUUAAAUUAGCCCCACCUACCUUUGUUCUCUCUACUCCGUUAGGGUUUUUGUUUGGAUCCGGAGCAGAUGAGCUGCUUCUCUUGCUUCUAUCCUCGUCGGAGGGAGAUUGCGAGCAGCAGGAUCGAGGAUGGUGAUGCCAGUGGAUCGGAUCCUAGAAUUGACGACAAUUCGCCUUUAGAGAAACUGAAGAAGCCACAUUUUCAUGGGGAAACCAAUGACUGUGCUCGGAGCUUCUAUUUCCGAGAGCUGGCGGCCGCAACGAAAAACUUUAGGGAGGCCAAUCUAAUUGGAGAAGGGGGUUUUGGUAGGGUUUAUAAGGGGAAGUUGGAAUGGGGAACGGAAGUGGCAAUUAAGAAGCUAAACAUAGAAGGGGUUCAAGGGAGCAAAGAGUUCUUGGUAGAGGUUCUCAUGCUGAGUAUGUUGCGGCAUCCCAAUCUUGUUAAUUUGCAUGGAUACUGUGCUGAAGGAGAUGAGAGGCUCUUGGUUUAUGAGUACAUGCCGCAGGGUAGCUUGGAAGAUCAUUUAUUUGAUUUAACUCCUGAGAAACAGCCACUUAAGUGGAAUACCAGAGUUAAGAUUGCUGUUGGGGCUGCGAAAGGACUAACAUAUUUGCAUGAUGUAGCAAAUCCUCCUGUUAUAUACCGUGACAUGAAAGCAGCGAAUAUAUUGCUGGAUGAUAACUUCAACCCAAAGCUCUCUGAUUUUGGACUUGCUAAACUUGGACCUGUUGGUGACAGAACUCAUGUUUCAACAAGAGUGAUGGGAACUUAUGGCUAUUGUGCUCCAGAUUAUGCUAUGAGUGGUAAGCUUACCCUAAAGUCAGAUGUUUACAGCUUUGGUGUGCUGCUUUUGGAGCUGCUCACUGGGAGAAGAGCUUUCGACUCUUCCAAGAUAGCAGCAGAACGGAAUCUAGUAACAUGGGCUCGUCAAUUUCUCAACGAAAGCAGGAGAUUCCACCUUUUGGCCGACCCAUUGCUUCAAGGCCGUUUCCCUGUACGUGCCUUUUGCCAACUAGCUGUGGUCGCCUCUAUGUGCCUCCAGGAACACCCUCAUGUACGCCCAAUCAUCGCUGAUGUGGUUGUUGCACUUGAUCACGUGGCAUCUCAGCCCUACAUCCCAAAAGUAAGCCGCUCGCCUUCUCCAUCGUCAUCUCCUUCAUUGCAAACUUCUGGUGCUUCCAACAGAAGAAUCAGAAGUAGAAAAGCUGCAUGAAUGGGGAAAACUAAAUACAUAGGUAUACAAAGGGGCAGUUGUCAUGACAUUAUAGUCUUCUAUUUAAACAGAAAGAUAAAACGCAAACAAUGCAAUGACCAUUACAUGCAAAGAGAGAUCAAGUCUUUGUGUCUGCAUGUACUCUCUGGCUGCGCUUUUUUAACUCUCUGUGUGUUCAUGUUUAUAUCCAACAGAUUCCGUGUUAUAGUCAUAUAUAUGUUUACAAUCUAUAUAUUAUAUAGAUCAUGCGUCAACAAUUGUUUCU